AAAUUGAACAAAAUUUAAUGAGUCAGUAGUCAGUAUUGUGGUUUUAGGGGCAACAACCAAUUUGCUUUACCGUUUGUAUUUGUUUGGUUUUGUUGUUUUGCACCUUUUGGUGGUUUUAGCUUAUGCUAUCAUUUCUACUAGAUGACGACUAAAAACACAAUGAUAGAAGCAACUGGAUGUUUUAAUUAAUACAGUGCUUAUAAAAAAUUUGGAGUUACAAGGUAGAGGAAAGUAAAGAGAAGAAAGAAAUGGAUGAACUGUUGCUGGGGAAGAGGGAAGGGAGGAGAUGGGGGUUGUUCCUGGAAGAGUUUAAGAAAGUGAGCUCGGUUGCAGUUCCUUUCAUGGCGGUGGCAGUGUCGCAAUACCUUCUUCAGGCUGUGUCAGUGAUGAUGGCAGGUCACCUUGGUCAACUCUCACUCUCUGCUGUUGCAAUCGCCACCUCUUUCUGCAAUGUCACUGGCUUUAGCCUCCUAUCGGGAUUUGCUGGUGCCAUGGAAACCUUAUGCGGUCAAGCUUACGGAGCAAAGCAAUAUCAAAAGUUUGGAAGUUAUACUUAUUGCGCAAUAAUGUGUCUAAUUCCAAUUUGUCUUCCGGUGUGCCUGCUGUGGGUAUUCAUGGACAAGCUAUUAGUGCUAACGGGGCAAGACCCUGAAAUUGCGAAGGUGGCUUGGAGAUACGGGAUAUGGCUUAUUCCUGCGUUAUUCCCCUACUCCAUUCUUCAAUCUCAAGUUCGAUAUUUCCAUACCCAGAGCUUGAUUCUUCCAAUGCUCUUCGUUUCACUCGCAACUCUAUGCUUCCAUGUUCCUGUUUGUUGGGUUUUGGUAUUCAAAUCCGGGUUAGAAAAUACGGAAGCAGCACUGUCCAUUGGCUUGUCUUAUUGGUUAAAUGUAAUCUUGCUUGGUUUCUACAUGAGAUACUCAGCCUCCUGUAAGAAAACUCGUUGUUUCAUCCUCAAGGAUGUGUUCUCGAGUGUCAAGCAUUUCUUUCGCUUUGGAAUUCCUUCUGCUGUAAUGCUUUGUCUUGAAUGGUGGUCUUUUGAGAUUCUUAUACUCCUUUCCGCGCUCCUACCCGAUGCAGAGCUCCAAACAUCAGUUAUCUCUAUAUGCUUUACAAGUUCGUCUCUACAUUACUACAUACCAUUUGGGAUUAGUGUUGCUGCAAGCACUAGGGUAUCGAAUGAGUUAGGUGGCGGAAAUCCAGAAGCAGCACAAAUUUCUACCGUUGUUGUGAUGCUUGUUACACUUACAGAAGCAGUAAUUGCAAGCGUAAGUCUUUUCUGUUGCCGACACAUAUUCGGAUAUGCAUACAGUGAUGACAAGGAAGUAGUCAAUAAUGUGGCAAAAAUGGUUCCCCUAAUGUGCCUAUCAAUUAUCAUGGACAGCUUACACGUGGUACUUGCUGGCAUUGUGAGAGGAAUUGGGUGGCAGCAUAUUGGUGCUUAUGCAAAUCUUGGGGCAUAUUAUGUUGUUGGAAUACCAAUGGGAGUAUUAGGUGCAUUUGUUUUGCAUUGGAGAGGGGAAGGUCUUUGGCUUGGAAUGUUGUGUGGAUCCACCGUACAAGGAAUCCUCCUUGCUUUAGUAUCCAUUUUCACAAAUUGGAAAAAUCAGGCAAUAAUGGCUAGGGAGAGAAUGUUAGAUGGGACACAUGUUCAUGGAUCAUUUUAAAAGACCCCAUCACAGAAUGCAGCUCCCAACAUAAAAGAGCAAGUUCUGUUUUUUUUUUCAACCAGAUCCUUCUGUACCAAAUGUUUUUCUCGCGUGUUCAGGCUGUGAAAACUUAUUUUAUUAAUUUUAUGUACUUUUUUAUAUUAAUAAAAAUGUAAUUGUAUUUUUUAUCUACGAUGAUAAUUUUAAUAAUGAUAAA
Gossypium arboreum is the source of this 1863-nucleotide messenger RNA. RefSeq names its product protein DETOXIFICATION 3-like. Gene Ontology annotation, molecular function: xenobiotic transmembrane transporter activity; antiporter activity. Gene Ontology annotation, cellular component: membrane. The record is from RefSeq and is a predicted model, not a curated record. The transcript has 7 exons. Lineage: Eukaryota; Viridiplantae; Streptophyta; Magnoliopsida; Malvales; Malvaceae. Gene Ontology annotation, biological process: xenobiotic detoxification by transmembrane export across the plasma membrane. Bases 249 to 1664 code for a protein of 471 amino acids.